ACGUGACCUGCACCUACAGAUCCACCUGCAUCGACCAACCUGAUUUCCUGGCCACCGUGGACCUCAACCCCAGGUCUCCCUGCUAUGGCCAGGUGAUCCACCGGCUGCCCAUGCCCAACCUCAAGGACGAGCUGCACUGCUCGGGGUGGAGCUCUGGCUGCGGCUGCUUUGACGCUGGCAGCGCCAGGAGGAACAAGCUGGUGCUGCCCUGUCUGAUUUCCUCCCGCAUUUACGUGGUGGAUGUGGGCUCCCAGUGCCGGGCCCCCAAGCUGUGCAAGACGAUCGAGCCGGUGGACGUGUUCUGGAAGUGCAACAAGGGCUACCUGGCCGUGACCCACAGCCUGCCCAACGGGGACGUGCUCAUCGCCAACACGGGAGACCCCGCGGGCAACGGCAAAGGUGGCUUCGUGGUGCUGGACGGGGAGAGCCUGGAGCUGAAGGGCAACUGGGAGAACGAGUGCGAGGCCCCCCCGACGGGCUACGACUUCUGGCUGCAGCCGCGGCACAACGUGCUGGUCAGCUCUGCCGGGGCGGUGCCCAGACGGGCGGGCCGGGGCUUCAACCCCGACGACCUGAAGAAAGGGGUCUUCGGGCGCCGCCUGAACGUGUGGAACUUGUCGUGCCGCAGCCUCACCCAGUGCUUCGACCUGGGCGAGGACUCGCUGCCCCUGAGCGUGAGAUUCCUGCACAACCCCGACGCCGCCGAGGGCUACGUGGCCUGUGCCCUCAGCGGGGUCACCUACCGCUUCUACAAGUGCGAGAGAGACAACUGGGCCGUGGAGGAGGUGAUUCGCAUCCCGCCCAAGGAGGUGUCGGGCUGGAUCAUGCCCAAGAUGCCAGCCUUCACCGUGGACCUGCUCAUCUCCCCGGACGACAGGUUCCUGUACCUCAGCAACUGGAUCCACGGGGACAUCCGGCAGUACGAGCUCUCCAAGAACUGCAAGCCCCGGCUGGUGGGGCAGGUGUUCGUGGGGGGCAGCAUCCUGCGAGGGGGCCCCGUGACCGUGUGUAGGGACGAGGAGCUCAAGUGCCAACCCGAGCCCCUGGUGAUCAAGUGCAAGCGGAUUUACGGCGGCCCCAGCAAGCUGCAGCUGAGCCUGGACGGGCGCCGGCUCUACGUCACCAACUCCUUCUACAGCACGUGGGACAAGCAGUUCUACCCCACCAUGGUCAGGGAGGGCUCCGUGAUGCUGCAGAUCGACGUGGACACGGAGAAGGGAGGCCUGGCCGUCAACAAGAACUUCCUGGUGGAUUUUGGCAAGGAGCCCAACGGGCCCUGCCUGGCCCACGACAUUCGCUUCCCCGGCGGCGAUGCCACCUCCGAGAUCCUGCCCUAGGAGGGAUCCCGGGCCGGCUCCGCCCUUCCCUCCCCCUGCAGUGCCCCUGCUGGGAAAGGGCGCCGGCUGAGGGGCUUUGGGGUCCCUUUGGGGUCCCAGGUGAUGGGCUUUGGGGUCCCGGCUGAGGGGCUUUGGGGUCCCCGCUCCUCCCUCCGCUCCCAAUUCCCCCCCCCUGAGCUCAGGGAGCUCGAAUUUUCCCCCGGCCUUGUGCGGCCAAACCAGUGCGGACACACGAGCCCAGUUCCCAUUCCUGGCUGGCCAGGGUGGGGCCAGCCCGGGCAGGCUCCAGGAGUGAUCCCGGGCAGGCUCCAGGACUGAUCCCGGGCAGGCUCCAGGCUCCAUCCCGGGCAGGCUCCAGGAGUGAUCCCUGGGCAGGCUCCAGGAGUGAUCCUGGGCAGGAUCCAGAUUCCAGGCUCCAUCCCGGGCAGGCUCCAGGAGUGAUCCCGGGCAGGCUCCGGGAGUGAUCCCUGGGCAGAUUCCAGGCUCCAUCCCGGGCAGGCUCCAGGAGUGAUCCCGGGCAGGCUCCAGGCUCCAUCCCCUCGCUGGCUCCGUGCAGGGGGUGCAGCCCCAGCCCCGGGGCAGGUCCCGGCAGUGCCACACUCCUGUCCCAGCCCUGCCCUGCUGGUCCCACAUCCCCAGGGGCCCCGGGAAGGGGCUCAGCUCCCCGGGAGGCUCCCGAGCUCCUGGGCACAAAGGGCAGUGCCCGGUUCCAGCCAGU
Pipra filicauda (Wire-tailed manakin) is the source of this 2055-nucleotide messenger RNA. RefSeq names its product methanethiol oxidase-like. The coding region runs from base 111 to 1337 and encodes 408 amino acids. The transcript has 10 exons. Gene Ontology annotation, molecular function: selenium binding. NCBI's taxonomy places the organism in Eukaryota, Metazoa, Chordata, Aves, Passeriformes, Pipridae. The record is from RefSeq and is a predicted model, not a curated record.